Symbiodinium necroappetens is the source of this 1227-nucleotide messenger RNA. The record is from the annotation of a GenBank genome assembly. Lineage: Eukaryota; Dinophyceae; Suessiales; Symbiodiniaceae.
AUGGUGGGAGCCUUCUGCGUGCUGCUGGCAAGCCUUGCUGUUGCUGGCGCGGACAUCUGCGAGACGGAUGAUGCAAGCAUGCUGAUGACGAACAGCCUCGAUCCCGGGCCCAGCCUGUCCGAGUCGAGCGCCAGGCAGCAUGCGGGCACCGGAGUCUUUGUCAUGCUGCCAUUGGAUCUUUUCGACGAGGCCUUCCGCUUGAAGAACCCGGAGCAGCUAAAGCACUGGUUCGCUCAACUCGCCAAGGCGCAAGUCACAGGACUGAUGGUGGAUUGUUGGUGGGGUCUGACAGAGCCGGCACCCGGGCAGUACGAUUUUACAGGCUACAGGGAGCUGGUGGACUUGGUCAAGGAGUUUGGGUUCAAGCUGCAAGUCGUCACAUCUUUUCAUGCUCAAGGCACCAGCAUCCCAUUGCCAUCCUGGCUCCUAUCAACUCGAGACGUAUGGUACAAAGAUGCCAAUGGCUCGGAAACCUUCAGCUACAUUUCUUUGUGGGCUGAUCAUGUGGAGAUUCAUGGCCGGACUCCGGUUAAGAUGUACAGAGACUGGAUGCAGCACUUCCGCACUUUUUUUGCAAGUGAUCUGGGAGCGACCAUCACCGAGAUGAUGAUUGGCCUCGGCACGGACGGUGAGCUGAAAUACCCUUCUUACGAGGGCUCUGACGGCAGCAGUUCGGAAUCACGGGGGAAGAGACUACACAGACGGCCGCCGGACUGGGGCCAACCCCCACCUCCGAGUGAUACUGGGAACUACAACAGCGUUUGGAACACUACACGCUUCUUUACGGAUGGCUACAGAUUGAACUCAUGGAACACCGCCGGCAUGCCAAGACGGUUCUACGAGCAGCUCGCGACGUGUUUCGUCAUGCAGUGGAUCUUUCUGCCAAAGUUGCAGGAGCCAAGGCCGCAUUUAUCAUCUGGUUUAAGAGACAGGGCACAUACAGACAAGAACCUUGCAUCAGGCGUUCACUGGAUGUACAAAACACCAUCUCACGCGGCCGAGCUGACAGCUGGCUACUACAACGCCAACAACAAUCAGCCGUAUUCUCGCCUUGCUCGACUAUUCAAGAGCUUCGACGUGUACUUUGACUUCACCUGCAUGGAGAUGACAGAUGCCUCCCAACCAACCGAUGCAUUCUCCGGGCCACAAGAGCUCGUCUUUCAGGUUAUCACAGCCACAGCCUCAGAUGAUAGCAUGAGCAGAGUCCAUAUGCGGCAGCACAUUUGA